UCUCCCCCCCAAUAGAUCACUGCGUUAUAUUUAAAAGGCAAACCCCACAAGCAGCGCUUCUGGUAUGUAAAGAAUGGAGCUCUUUCAACAUUUUCGGUCAGUGAAGCUAUUUGCAGCUCUGAGAUCAGCUCUACUUUCAAGACAAUGCGAUGGUUUAUGAAGGAGCAAGCACAAAACUGACCUGAGUUCAGUGUUUGACGAGACCGUUCUAGUCCGAAUCCUCUAAUGUGAAACAUGCAGAACUAGCCCAGCCUAUAAAUAAUGCUGAGAAAUUUUAGGGGAAGAGAACACCGAACCUGAAGAAAACAAGGGAAGCUUUGUGAAAUGAAGAAAACGUGUUUUUUCCUAAAAGUCAUGCCAGUGUUGCUGUUCUUGACUCUGCUGUGCCCAGUCUUGGUCUCCUCUUCACAGCCGUCUGCAACAGACUCGUGCGGGCCUGAGUUUGCUGUUCUCAAGCGCAGCAUAAGGAAACUUGAAAAUAGUCUUUUGAUCAGAAAAUGGCAGGUUGAGCACUUGCAGACGCACAAAUACUUCCGUCCGUUUCAGCCUGCUGCGUCUAACAGCAAACCUCAGGCUGAUUCAGACCCCGAUUCUGGUUUAAACCACAACAAGAGCGCAGCACUAGAUGGACUGGAUAUGACGCUGACUAAACCACUUCCACCGACAGGCAAUUUAAUUGUAUAUGAUAAAGACUGUUCUGAACUGUUCGACAGACAGAGACCAUCAAGCGGUUUCUACCGCAUAAGACCCAAAUUACAUCAGGAGCCCUUUUUAGUUUACUGUGACAUGGAUGAUGGAGGAGGGUGGACAGUGUUUCAAAAACGCCGGCAUGGAAGAGUUGACUUUCACAGAGACUGGGUGGACUACAGAGAUGGCUUUGGCGACUUCAAACUGUGGAAUGACGAGUUUUGGUUGGGCAAUGAACAUAUUUACUCUCUGCUCUCAGAAGGUAAGAACCUUGUGAAGAUCGAUCUCAUGGAUUGGGAUGGACAGAGAAGCUAUGCGUUUUAUGACAACUUCAGGAUCACCGAUGAGGCUGAUAAAUAUCGUCUUCAGUAUGGGCAGUACAGUGGGUCAGCGGGAGAUGCUCUCAGUGGAAGCAGGGGUGUGGUGGAGCAGUGGUCUUCUUGCCUCAGUGGCAUGCAUUUCAGCACCAGGGAUCAGGAUAACGACCGGUACCUCCAGGGAAGCUGUGCCCAGGAGAAUAAAGCAGGUUGGUGGUACAACAGAUGUCAUGCAGCCAACUUAAAUGGAAAAUUCUAUCGCAGAGGGAAGUACAAAGCCGAGUAUGAUGACGGUAUUGUUUGGGGGACCUGGAAAGGCCUUUGGUAUUCACUUAGACACACCACCAUGAAAGUGCGGCCUCUGGUUUUCCUAGACGCCGUGGGCAGUGGAGCGGGCGAAAUUUAAAAACCUAAACGCUAAAAAACAAGAGCAAACAUUCUUUGCCAUAUUUUAAUUUCUCCCUUUGCUAUUUUUCUAUCAAAUAUCAGUAAUACCGUGUUGUAUGCAUUUCUUUCUGUAAAGUGUCUAUUUACCAAACACUAAAAUAAACAGCAUUUCAUCCAUAACACCUCUCUGAUGUUCAUUUGAUUGUCCUCAAGCAUAGUUACAAUGGAUACAACUGUGUAAUUUUCAUUACAUAUUUUACACUGCUUAGAUCUCACAUUAAACAGUGAAGCUGUCAGGAUCUGGAGACUCGACUGGAAAGUGCUAUCAGGCACCCGAGUUCCUUGGUCUCCACCCCUGGGCGGAGCCAUCUCCCUGCUGCAGUCCUGCACACCUGAGACUGAUUCGGGGCAAUCAGGUUGAGGAUUUAAGGUCCCCUCAGCCUCUCCUUCACCUCUAGUGCGUCAAAGACCUCACGUUGGUAUUGACUCUACGGCUUUUCACGCUCUUGCCACUUUUUCAUUGUUAACCUUGGUUUCAUGUGCAUUUCCUGGACCUUCGUUGUCAUCGCCCUCAACCCCAGCUCGCCUUACCUGCCCUCCAGCCUCACUCACCACCUUGGACACAGCGGAACUCAGGUCUGCCAGCCGUUCCACUACUCCCCUGGACUACCACCGCCUCUCCCUGAAAGCGAGAUUCACGCCGAUCACCAACGCAACCGCUCCGUUCUCGUCUCAACCUGCUAAAUCCCCGUUCACCCCCCCUCACUGACCCACGGCUACUUCGUUAGCAACUCCUUGUCACGAAUUCACUGGUUGACUAAAUAAUAAACACUGCAAAACGUUUGAGCCGUCUCUGUUUGUGGUUAUCUGCAAUCGAGUCCAAUUUAGCUAUCGGCCCGUGGCCAUUGUGACAGAAGCAGUUUAGCUGGUGCGGUUUCAGUAUUGUAGAGUACUGUAAUUGCAGAAGACUUGGCAGCACUCUAAAAGAAACAC
Molecule: messenger RNA, 2384 nt
Organism: Haplochromis burtoni (Burton's mouthbrooder)
Lineage: Eukaryota; Metazoa; Chordata; Actinopteri; Cichliformes; Cichlidae
Gene: fgl1b
Product: fibrinogen like 1B
Exons: 9
Coding region: 325-1410 (361 amino acids)
Source: RefSeq, a predicted model, not a curated record